This is a messenger RNA of Mirounga angustirostris (Northern elephant seal), 2593 nucleotides long. It is a transcript of the gene ZBTB32, whose product is annotated as zinc finger and BTB domain containing 32. Gene Ontology annotation, biological process: regulation of transcription by RNA polymerase II. The transcript is spliced from 6 exons. Bases 837 to 2303 code for a protein of 488 amino acids. Gene Ontology annotation, cellular component: nucleus. Gene Ontology annotation, molecular function: protein binding; DNA-binding transcription factor activity, RNA polymerase II-specific. The record is from RefSeq and is a predicted model, not a curated record. NCBI's taxonomy places the organism in Eukaryota, Metazoa, Chordata, Mammalia, Carnivora, Phocidae.
AUUCGAAGCGUGAGCAUCUAGACCAAUCACGGGUCAAGGCACUGCCCCCUCUUGUGCUUUCCCUGUCCCCGCAUACUUCCGGGUGAGGCAGGGUGUGUUCUGCAACCAAUCAGUGGUGGGCAGGGCAAGAGGCGGGAAAGGGAAGCUGCCCACAGGCACCCAAAGCCUGGCUGGCUCUUGAGGGCCUCCCAACCAAUCACAGAUACACACUUCAUAGACUGUCAAGGGUUAAGAGAGAGGUGAAAGGGUUUGCAACGAGAGCUACUCAGGGUGGCAAGACAGAAGCAAGAAAGCGGUGGUAUCCUGAGCCCUUGCGGAGGGAGCUUCCAAGGUUCUUGAGGCGAAGGAGGUUCCGGGCCCAGUCUUUUCACAGAGAGGGUGGGAGGAAGGGCAAAUUCCACAACCACUCAGCAGGGGAGGGGGCGAGCUGGAGGGUAACAUCUCAGCCUUAGACACCUGAAACCCAAGUCCGCGGACCAAUCAGACUCCAAGGCCCUGCCACACCACAGAGCCAGCAGGGUGGGUGGGAGCUCCGCAGCCAAUCGGGGUGGGCGCGAGGUGGGCGAGAGCAAGCGGAGCUGUCCUAGGUGUCUCCCAGAAUGCUGAGCAUGCUCAGCAGGAUGCGGCCAGCGCUGCAGCCAAUCAGCGUCCGCCUCGGAAUGCAGGCGCGACAGGCAAGCUGUGCACGCGCCCGGGGCCUCGAGCUCCUGGGCUCGCGCCGCUCACCACUUUCUAACGGCCACUCGAGCUUGCGCUGCCCUCAGUGUAUGUGAGACUGUGGGAAGAGGAACAGGGUCCGAGUCGGUCCUCUGAGAUUGGUACCCAGGCAAGGCACAAUGCCCCUGUUCCCGACGACAAGACUGCCUAGCCCCUAUGGCUCUGAUCGGCUGGUACGGCUAGCAGCCAGGCUCCGGCCAGCACUAUGUGAUACCUUGAUCACUGUGGAAAGCCAAGAAUUCCCUGCCCACAGCCUGGUCCUGGCAGGUGUGAGCCAGCAGCUGGGCCGCAGGGGCCGCUGGGCUCUGGUGAAAGGCAUCAGCCCUUCUACCUUUGCCCAGCUUCUGUACUUUGUUUAUGGAGAGAGUGUAGAACUGCAGCCUGGGGAACUGGGACCCCUUGAGGAAGCGGCCAGAACCUUGGGGGUGCAGUCCCUGGAAGAGGCAUGCAGGAGGGCUCGACGGGACAGGGCUAGAGAACUGGGUCCAGGGCUCAAGGAACAUCAGGAGGAGCCAGAGAACCCCACAAGGGAUUCUGAGAGAGGACUGGAGGGACAUGGAGAGCAGAGACCAGAGAAAUUUAUUAGAGCUGGGUGGAGAGAACGAGAGAUACUGCACGAGCAAAGGCCAUCAAGAGAGACCCCUGAGAUAGCAGAGGCAAUGCAGGAGGGUGCGGGGGAGCAGAUGAGAUCAAAGGAAAAACUCAAGCAAUCCCCUAUUGGCCAUGGGGGAACAGAUGGGAAGCAAGAAGUGAUUAUGUGGGUGACGGAGAGUCCAAGGGGCUCUGAGGAAAGUCUGCGGGAGUUCUCUGGCCACCAUCCCCCACCAGGUUCCCUCCAAACAAGCGUCAUUCCUAGGCCCUGGUCGGCUGAGGCCCCUUGGUUGGGGGAGAGCCAGCCUGCCCUGUGGAGCAUCCUGCUGUUGCCACCCAGAUAUGGCACUCCCUUCUCCCAUAGCACCCCCAUCACUGGAGCCUGGCAGGAGGUCUGGCCUCGGGACCAGAGGAUCCCACUGUCCCUGAACCCUGAGAAAGGUCUCUGGAACCAGAACCAGUUGGCCAACUCCAGUCCUGCCCCAGGUUUCCUCCCCCAGAGCCCCACAAAGUUCAUCCCUGGGGAGAUGGAAGAGUCUGAUCAGAGGCACACAGGUGCACUUGCAACCUGUGUGGGUCAUGUGAGUACAGCAGGCCCAUCCCACCAACAACCUCCCCCACCCCCACCUGCCCGGUCUCGGCCCUAUUCUUGUUCUGUCUGUGGGAAAAGGUUCUCACUCAAGCAUCAGAUGGAGACUCACUACCGAGUCCACACAGGAGAGAAGCCCUUCUCCUGUAGCCUCUGCCCCCAGCGCUCCCGGGACUUCUCAGCCAUGACCAAGCACCUGCGGACGCAUGGGGCCGCACCCUACCGCUGCCCUCUGUGCCGGGCCGGCUGCCCCAGCCUGGCCUCCAUGCAGGCGCACAUGCGCGGCCACUCGCCGAGCCAGCUCCCACCUGGAUGGACCAUUCGCUCCACCUUCCUCUACUCCUCCUCUUCGAGGCCGUCCCGGGCCUCGACCUCUCCCUGUGGGUCCCCUUCCUCCACCACCUGACGGUGUUGGUAGCUUCUUUGGCUUCAGCCAACAAUACAAUUAAAGAAUGAAAGACGGGCCGCCGGGGCUGCUAGGUUUCUGACCCAGCACCGCAGCUACUGGCAGCCUAGCAAAUUCGGCUCCAAGAAGCACCGCAGGAAAGGCGCUGAAAGCCUUCUCCCAGAUGACCGCGGGCCCCAGAAGUCUGGGCCAGCGAGCCCCUGUGGGGUGUGGGCAGUGAAGUUUGCACGAGUUAAAAUUAAUUGUGCCGGGGCUGGCGAUUCCAUCAAAAUAAACAGUUUCCUGUGCCC